AUGAGGCUCCUACAACAGAUUUUGCAGUUAAUUGUUGUUUGCCUUGUGACCUGCAAUGCGCAGCAAAUCGAUAAGUGUGCAGGAGCUAACGGAAUUCCUGGGACCCCUGGACAAAAUGGGCUUCCAGGGAGAGACGGGAGAGAUGGUAUGAAGGGGGACACUGGAUUACCAGGUCCAUCUGGACCCCCAGGAGGAAAUCAAGGGCCAGCUGGACGAGAUGGGUUUCCAGGACCCCAAGGGCCACCUGGUGCAACCGGUGAAAAGGGACCCAGAGGAGAUAUAGGACCGCAAGGUAAACCAGCCUCAAUGGAUCUUGAACUACAACGUCAGCUCUUAAAAAUAAACCAUCAUAUCAGCAGACUGGAGAGAGUUCUAGUUUUGAAAGGAAUGGUUAUGGAAGUAGGUGAUAAGAUACUGGCUACUAAUGGAAAGGAAGUGGACUAUGCCACCACCAAAGCCACCUGUGAAGCUGUGGAUGGAAGAAUCGCAGCGCCAAUGAACGAUGAAGAGAACAAUGCUGUCUUAAGUAUUGCAAAGGAGUAUAACAGAUAUGUGUACCUGGGAAUAAAAGAGGGACCAAAAGUGGGACAAUUUCAUUACCUAGAUGGGGCACCAGUAAACUAUACGCACUGGAAAAAAUACGAGCCCAGCGGCAAAGGACUAGAACCAUGUGUUGAAAUGUUCACUGACGGCCAAUGGAAUGACAAGACCUGCAAUCAAUAUCGUCUCACUGUUUGUGAAUUUUAA
Messenger RNA from Bombina bombina (fire-bellied toad), 747 nucleotides. Its product is annotated as pulmonary surfactant-associated protein A-like. The record is from RefSeq and is a predicted model, not a curated record. Gene Ontology annotation, cellular component: rough endoplasmic reticulum; multivesicular body. Bases 1 to 747 code for a protein of 248 amino acids. Lineage: Eukaryota; Metazoa; Chordata; Amphibia; Anura; Bombinatoridae. The transcript is spliced from 4 exons.